CAUUUUGGGAUUUUUGAUGGAUGCGCCUUUUUCCGUGUUUUUUUCGGAAAGGCGCCUUUUCCAGAAAAGUUGUUAAACAAAUGUGAAUUUGUGAAAAUCGCACCAAUUCGUGGUCGUGCCUGAAUUGCAUUAACGGAGUGCGUGUGCAGCUUCUUCUGUUUUAGGGCCUGUGCGUUACGAGAGGAGGCGAAGAUGUCGGUCGUCAUCGAAACCACAAUCGGCGAUAUCACCGUGGACCUGUUCGUGAAGGAGCGUCCUCAGGCCGCGCUCAACUUCCUGAAGCUGUGCAAGAUGAAGUUCUACAACUACAACCUCUUCCACACGAUCCAGCAGAACUUUAUCGCCCAAACCGGUGACCCGACCGGUAACGGCGACGGCGGUUGCUCGGUCUGGGGUCUCACUGAGGGCAGCGACAAGCGGUACUUUACCGGCGAGAGCGUACCGAAGAUCAAGCAUUCCGAGCCGGGACUGCUGUCGAUGGUGAGUGCGGGCGAACAUCUAAUUGGCUCGCAGUUCUUCUUCACCCUCGGUGCGGACCUUUCGUCACUCGAUGGCCAACAUAUCGUCAUCGGAGAGGUGAUGGAGGGGCACGAGGUGGUACGCAAGCUGAAUGAGGUGAUCUGCGACGAACGGCACCGACCGUUCAAGGACGUGCGCAUCACGCAUACUGUCGUGCUGGACGAUCCGUUCGAUGAUCCGAGUGGUUUACGGCCGCCGAGUCGUUCACCGUCACCGUCCGCCGAACGCCUUCAAGGUGGGCGGAUCGCGGCCGACGAAGAGAUUGACGAUCUGGACGGCAAGACCGAGCAGGAGAUUGCGGAAAUGAUUGCCGAGCGUGAGGCGAAGGCGAGGGCCACCAUUCUGGAGAUUGUCGGUGACAUCCCGGAUGCGGACAUUGCACCACCCGAGAACGUGCUGUUCGUGUGCAAGCUUAACCCGGUCACGGCGGACAGCGAUUUGCAGAUCAUAUUCAGCCGCUUCGGCAAGAUCGUUGGCUGUGAAGUGAUCCGCGAUAAGGUGACGGGCGAUUCGUUGCAGUACGCGUUCAUCGAGUUCGAGGAUAAAAAGUCCUGCGAGACGGCCUACUUCAAGAUGGACAAUGUGCUGAUCGAUGAUCGGCGCAUUCACGUUGACUUUUCGCAAUCCGUUUCGAAGAUCAAGUGGCGAGGAAAGGGUCGCGGCAUCGAAUUCGCCGAUGGGGCCGAUCGGCGCUCCUUCAAGGAUCACAACCGGUCGAAGCAGUCUCAUAACAAUAGCAACAACAACAACAACAAUGGCAGCAAACGACAGGCGGCAGCGUCUCCGAAGCAGCGUGAACGUGAAGUAUCCCGUUCCCGGUCGCGUCACUCACGCGCUUCUCGGUCGAAAUCACGCUCGGUUUCAGGAUCUCGUUCCGGAUCUCGUUCCCGUUCUCGGUCUCGUUCCCGCUCUCGCUCGAGAUCUCGUUCCUCAAAGCGUCGCUCUCGUUCCAGAUCGCAACGACGUCAACAUUCACCGGUACGCAACCGUGACCGAGAUCGGGACCGCGACCGGGAUCGCGAGCGGGACCGGGAACGUGAUCGUGAGCGGGAACGCGAUCGGGAUCGGGAUCGCGAUCGUAAUCGGGAUCGCGAACGAGAACGGAAGCGCAACGAAUCACCACGCCGCACCGGGGGAAACAAUCGUAGCCGGAAGGCGAACUUGACGAACCGAAACUCGGCCUAUCUGGAGCAACGGAAUGGCCGAGACAUACGGAUCAAUCAGGGCAAGGUGGACUACAAAAACCGUCCCUAUCCGAACAGCUUCAUUCAGCGAAAUGCUCCGAAAGAUAAGUCAGCGGCCGCCGCAACAUCACGGAAUCGGGGUGGCGGUGGUGGCGGUGCCGGAGCAGGUGCUCCUGCCGGUGGCAAACGACAGGACCUUCUUCCACCUCGCCGUCGUUCGCGAUCACGGUCACCGCGUGAUCGUCGCGGAGCACGACGUUCCCGGAGUCGCUCUCGCUCCCAACACCGACGUCGAAGCCCCUCACGUGACAGAAGACAGCGGUCAUCGUCGAGGGAUCGGAAUGGGCGCAAUCGGCAGCACUCGGAGCCGCGUAGCCCCGUGCGCCCCAAUCCACACCGAGGCCCGCCCGCCGGUACAACGGCCCGGAUGAGUCAACAAUCGGCCCCGAAAUCCUUUAGCCAAUUAGAAAAGGAUACCCGUCCCGGACCGGCCAAGCGACGCUCGGCUAGCACCGGAUCAUCUUCGCCCUCUGGUCGCGUCCAAAAGAAGAAGCAACGCCGGAACUCCUCUUCGGCGUCCUCGGACUCGGACUCGGACAGCAACUCAUCGUCGGCAGGCUCUGAAUCGUCGGAGGGACGAGCGAAGAAGCGGAAAAAGAAAUCGUCGAAAAAGAAGUCGAAAACCAAGAGCCACCGUAAGCGCCGGAGUUCCGGCUCGUCGGACGACGGCAAACAGCGGAAGCGGAAGUCGAAGGGCAAGCGGAAGAAAAAGAAGCAGUAAGGGCGAAUGGGAGGAGCGCAAGAGGACAAAUUUCACUAGAUGUUUUGCAAUGUACUGUGUAAUGUGGUCACCGAAACGCGAAUAAACCGCUAUCAAUACCAAU
Anopheles darlingi is the source of this 2587-nucleotide messenger RNA. Its product is annotated as peptidyl-prolyl cis-trans isomerase sig-7. Bases 193 to 2484 code for a protein of 763 amino acids. Gene Ontology annotation, cellular component: nucleus. The record is from RefSeq and is a predicted model, not a curated record. The transcript has a single exon. Gene Ontology annotation, molecular function: RNA binding; peptidyl-prolyl cis-trans isomerase activity. Gene Ontology annotation, biological process: protein peptidyl-prolyl isomerization. Lineage: Eukaryota; Metazoa; Arthropoda; Insecta; Diptera; Culicidae.